AGAUGCCAUCGCCAUCUUCAGCUCUUGAGUCUCCCAACCUCUCACCGUAUUAAAAAGCUCAGGGCUGGUGCUUGGCUUGGUGGUUUUGCGAUCUUCACUAUGGCAACCUCUGCUGGCAAGCUCCGAACUCUCUACUCCGCCCAUUCUUCUCUUUCCAGUCUUCCCCCUUCGGCCCGACCUACUCUCCAAUUAGCUACGCUGAGAUCCUAUGCAACGACUACCCCUCAUGACUCCCCCAUAGGCAAUACCUCCAAUACUCCCCCCACAGUCAAACGCCCAGCCACAGCUUUCAAAGACAAGCUAAAUGCCGGACCAGCAUUCUCCGACUUUGUCUCCGGCAAGAAGGACGAACCUCUUGACCCCGCCGAAGCAUAUGCCCUGAAAACAGCCCUGGUAGGACCUCCCGGCCGUAAAAAGGAAAUAACCCGUCUCCCCCCCUGGCUCAAGACAGCCAUUCCGGACUCCUCGAACUACAAACGCAUCAAGAAUGACCUCCGCGGCCUAAACCUGCACACCGUCUGCGAGGAAGCCCGCUGCCCCAACAUCGCCGAUUGCUGGGGCGGCAGCUCCAAGUCUGCGGCGACAGCUACAAUAAUGCUUAUGGGCGACACCUGCACGCGCGGCUGUCGCUUCUGCAGUGUGAAAACAUCCAACAAGCCUCCUCCGCUCGACCCGCACGAGCCAGACAACACAGCUGAGGCGCUCUCGCGGUGGGGCCUGGGAUACGUCGUGCUGACUUCUGUCGAUCGGGAUGAUCUCGCAGACGGCGGCGCGAGGCACUUUGCAGAGACAGUUAUGAAGAUCAAGCAGAAGGCGCCGAAUAUCCUCGUCGAGUGCCUGACGGGUGAUUACGCGGGGGAUCUCGAUAUGGUGGCCCUCGUGGCCAAUUCGGGGUUGGACGUGUUCGCGCAUAACGUCGAGACGGUCGAGGCGCUGACCCCUUUCGUGCGUGAUCGUCGGGCGUCGUUCCAGCAGAGCCUACGUGUGCUGAAGGCUGCUAAAGCGGCAAAGCCGGAACUUAUUACGAAGACGUCGCUUAUGCUAGGGCUGGGGGAGACGGAGGCACAGUUGUGGGAUGCUCUGCGGGCAUUGAGGGCUAUUAACGUUGAUGUUGUCACCUUUGGACAGUACAUGAGGCCGACGAAGAGGCACAUGGCCGUACAUGAAUAUGUAAGACCUGAUGUGUUUGAUCUGUGGAAGGAGCGUGCACUGGAGAUGGGUUUCUUGUAUUGUGCUUCAGGCCCACUAGUAAGGAGUAGUUAUAAGGCUGGCGAAGCAUUUAUUGAGAAUGUGUUGAAGAAAAGGAGGGGGGAAAAUGCUGGAAGUGUGAAUGAGAAGGUGACCACGAGUGAAAAUGUCAAAAAGUUGGUAGCGGGUGAGGCUAUGAUGUGAUUUAUGUUUCCUCUCAUCUUCAUUGAUGAGGCGAUAUUUGCGAUACAUUUUGUAAAGACCUAGCUGGGGCUUUUCAACACGUUACACCUGUAUACAUAUUUUCCCCCCGUUCAUCUUUUUUUCUUUUUUGGUCUUCGGCGUUUAGGGAUUGCCCCCUGAUUCCAUUAUUUGGGCCCCAACAGUCCUUUCCCAUGUUUUCGUUUAGACGUAUACAUGCCUUGAAAAGGGCUAGGGGGAUUCGACAAAUCUCAGAUAAAAGCCUAUUUCGUUCUCU
Histoplasma capsulatum G186AR is the source of this 1666-nucleotide messenger RNA. RefSeq names its product lipoic acid synthetase. Gene Ontology annotation, biological process: lipoate biosynthetic process. Gene Ontology annotation, molecular function: lipoate synthase activity; 4 iron, 4 sulfur cluster binding. Gene Ontology annotation, cellular component: mitochondrion. The transcript has a single exon. Bases 100 to 1392 code for a protein of 430 amino acids. The record is from RefSeq and is a predicted model, not a curated record. NCBI's taxonomy places the organism in Eukaryota, Fungi, Ascomycota, Eurotiomycetes, Onygenales, Ajellomycetaceae.